Messenger RNA from Arvicanthis niloticus (Nile rat), 1065 nucleotides. Its product is annotated as saoe class I histocompatibility antigen, A alpha chain-like. Gene Ontology annotation, biological process: antigen processing and presentation of endogenous peptide antigen via MHC class Ib; positive regulation of T cell mediated cytotoxicity; antigen processing and presentation of endogenous peptide antigen via MHC class I via ER pathway, TAP-independent. Gene Ontology annotation, molecular function: peptide antigen binding; signaling receptor binding. The record is from RefSeq and is a predicted model, not a curated record. Gene Ontology annotation, cellular component: external side of plasma membrane. Lineage: Eukaryota; Metazoa; Chordata; Mammalia; Rodentia; Muridae.
AUGAAGACCUUUGUUAUCAAGGCUCCCCUGCUGCUGCUCCUGACUGUGCUGGCCCUGGCCAGCCACCCAGAAGGUUCACACUUUGUGGGCUCUUUCCAAACUCUCUUCACCGGGUAUGGCCUCCCGGAGCCCCAGUUUAUCAGUCUUGGCUUUCUGGAUGAUAUACAGUUUGAGAGGUUCAACAGCAGAGCAGAUUCUCCUGGGAUGAAGCACUGUGCACCAUGGAUAGAUCAUCAUAAAGCAGAUUAUUGGAAGAAGAAGUCACAGAAGGCCCUGAGUGAUUUUCAGACCAUGAGACAAUUACUGCAACUAAUGCUCCAUGCCUACAACCACAGUACACUUGGAUAUCACACAAUCCAGAAGAGGUAUGGCUGCCAUGCCUUGCCUCGAGGGUACUUCAGUCACGGAUUCUUAGAAGUAGCUUUCAAUGGCCAUGAUUACAUUAGGCUGAAUGAGGACCUGAGGACUUGGACAGCAGUUGGCAAGGCACCAGAGAUUCUCAGGCAACGGUGGGAGAAGAAUGGUUUUGCAGAAACUAUGAAGAUUUACCUGGAGGUUGAAUGUUUGGACUCACUCCUCACAGAGCUGGAGUAUGGGAAGGAGAUUUUACUGAGAACAGAACCCCCUAAAAUACAUGUGACCCGUAAGGCCAGACCUGACAGGAAAAUCACCCUGAGGUGCUGGGCCCUAAGCUUCUACCCUCCUGAAAUUACUCUCACCUGGGAGAGAGAUGGAUGCAACCAAAUGCAGUACAUGGAGGUGGUAGAGACCAGGCCUGCAGGGGAUGGAACUUUCCAGAAGUGGGUAGCUGUGGUGGUCUCUUCCGGGGAAGAGCAGAGAUACACAUGUCGUGUGAAUCAUAAGGGGCUGCCUGAGGUCAUCACCCUGAAAUGGGAGCCUCCUGAGACCACCAUCCCCAUCAUGGCUAUUAUUAUUCCUGUGGUUCUUGGAGCUCUGCUUAUGGGAGCAGUGAUGACUUUUCUGAUAUGGAAGAGGAGGACUAGAGGUAAGGAAGGGCCAGGGUCUAGUUCAUGUCUCCAUGGGAACAACAAGCCCAAGCUGUGA